Molecule: messenger RNA, 2595 nt
Organism: Penicillium lagena
Lineage: Eukaryota; Fungi; Ascomycota; Eurotiomycetes; Eurotiales; Aspergillaceae
Product: coatomer subunit beta'
Exons: 7
Coding region: 1-2595 (864 amino acids)
Biological process (GO): retrograde vesicle-mediated transport, Golgi to endoplasmic reticulum; intracellular protein transport; endoplasmic reticulum to Golgi vesicle-mediated transport
Cellular component (GO): COPI vesicle coat
Molecular function (GO): protein binding; structural molecule activity
Source: RefSeq, a predicted model, not a curated record
AUGCGGCUCGACAUCAAGAGGCAGCUCUUUGCCCGCUCGGAGCGGGUAAAGGGCAUUGAUUUCCACCCUACAGAGCCAUGGAUCCUCACAACCUUGUAUAGCGGUCACGUCUACAUCUGGUCUUAUGAGUCGCAGUCCAUCAUCAAAACGUUCGAACUCACGGAUGUCCCUGUCCGCGCCGGUCGAUUCAUUGCCCGCAAGAACUGGAUUGUGUGCGGUUCCGACGACUACCAGCUCCGAGUCUACAACUACAACACGUCCGAAAAGAUCACCUCCUUCGAAGCCCACCCUGACUACAUCCGCUCCAUUGCCGUCCACCCCACCCAGCCCUUCGUACUCACUGCCUCCGAUGAUAUGACAAUCAAGCUCUGGGACUGGGAGAAGGGCUGGAAGUGCGUUCAGGUGUUCGAGGGCCACAGCCACUAUGUGAUGGGAAUGUCAAUCAACCCCAAGGAUACCAACACAUUUGCAUCGGCCUGUUUGGACCGUACCGUGAAGAUCUGGAACCUUGGCUCUCCGCAUGCCAACUUCACCCUGGAGGCUCACGAAACCAAGGGUGUUAACCAUGUCGACUACUACCCACAGGCAGAUAAGCCAUACCUGCUCACCACUUCCGAUGACAAGACUGUCAAGGUCUGGGACUACACAACUAAAGCGCUCAUCGCCACCCUCGAGGGCCACACAAGCAAUGUCUCAUUCGCUUGCUACCACCCCGAAUUGCCCGUCAUCAUCUCUGGUUCUGAGGAUGGAACGAUCAAGAUCUGGCAUGCGAACACCUACCGUCUGGAACAGUCACUAAGCUACGGUCUGGAACGAGCAUGGUGUAUUGCCUACCAGCGGGGCCGCCAGGGCGUCGCAAUGGGCUUUGAUGACGGUGCUGUUGUCGUGAAGAUGGGUCGGGAAGAGCCCGCCGUCUCGAUGGACGGAUCCGGCAAGCUCAUCUGGGCCAGACACAGCGAGGUUGUGUCGACAGUUAUCAAGGGCGGUGACUCCAGUGUGAAGGAUGGUACGCCUCUUUCGCUGCCGACCAAGGAUCUGGGUAACUGUGAGGUAUACCCGCAGACUCUGUCACACUCGCCGAAUGGACGCUUCGUCUCCGUCUGUGGUGAUGGAGAGUACAUUAUCUAUACCGCCUUGGCCUGGAGAAACAAAGCCUUCGGCCAAGCCCUUGACUUUGCUUGGGGAUCGAAAGACAACAGCAACGAUUACGCCAUUCGCGAAUCAACGACUAGCGUCAAGAUCUUCAAGAACUUCAAGGAGCAGAGCAGUGGUCUUGACGUUGGUUUCCAGGCAGAGGGACUCAGUGACGGUGUCCUUCUCGGUGUGAAGGGCCAGGGUGGCAUUGGUCUAUUCGACUGGGAGACCGGUAACCUGGUGCGGAGAAUUGAAGCUGACCCCAAGACUGUUUACUGGUCCGAGUCUGGAGAGCUCGUCACUCUUGCCUGUGAAGACAAUUUCCACGUCCUCCGCUUCUCGCGCGAGAACUACGUCAACGGCUUGAACAACGGAGAAGCCGACGAAGAUGGCGUUGAGUCGGCUUUCGAGCUCGUCACCACCGUCGAAGAGUCUGUUCGGACCGGAGAGUGGGUUGGAGACUGCUUCAUCUAUACCAACUCGACGAACCGCCUGAACUACCUCGUGGGUGACCAGACUUACACGAUCUCUCACUUCGACCAGCCCAUGUAUGUCCUCGGUUACUUGCCCCGGGAUGGCCGAAUCUACAUCUCCGACAAGGACGUCAACGUCAUGUCCUUUGGUUUGUCGCUCAGCAUGGUUGAGUAUCAGACACUGGUGCUACGUGGCGACAUGGAAAUGGCCGCCGAGCUGCUCAAGGACGUGCCCGUGGACCAACAGAACAAGAUUGCCCGCUUCCUCGAAGGCCAAGGUUACAAAGAGAUGGCUCUGGAGGUUGCAACCGACCCAGAGCAUCGCUUUGACCUAUCUCUCGCGCUCAACGACCUCGAGACCGCCCUCCAGAUCGCACGCGAGGCGAAUGUCGAGCACAAGUGGAAAAUCGUUGGCGAUGCCGCCCUGGCCGGGUGGAACCUAGCCUUGGCACAGGAGUGUUUCACCAACGCCAAAGACAUCGGUUCUCUUCUGCUGCUGCACACGGCCAGCAACAACCGCGAGGGUCUCCGCGCGCUGGCCGCCCAAGCCUCAGAGUCCGGUCUGCACAACGUCGCCUUCUCCACGCUCUGGUCGCUAGGCGAUGUCGAUGGCUGCCUCGACCUCCUCGUCCAGACAAACCGUCUCGCCGAGGCCGUUCUCCUCGCCCAGACCUACAAGCCCACCAGCGCCCCCGCCCUCGUCGUCCAGUGGCGCUCUUCUCUUGAGCAGGGCGGCAAGUCCAAGGUCUCCCGGCUCAUCGGCGUCCCACCCGGUGCCCCGGACGUCAUCUCCACCGACGACGACCUGUUCCCGGAGUGGGAUGAGUACAUCCGUCUGGAGAAGGAGGGCAUCGUUGUCCCGGAACCACCUUCUUCCGAGUCUUUGAUCGAUGUCAACGGUGACGGUGAUGGUGCCGAGCCCGCGAGCGCUGCCAACGGUGGCCCCGAGAUUGAUCUUGAUGCUGCGGCUGCAGUGGAGGCGGAGUAA